AAAUAAAUAAUGAUGAUGACGUUAUUGUUUUCCAGAUGCACACUCCGCUUCCCGUCGACGAACAUCCGCCUGGAGUUCCAGUCGCUGGUGGAGGAGAGCGGCAGCGGCGCGGGCGGCAGCUCCGGCCCGCCCAUGCCGCCGCUGCGCAUCUCCAUCCCCUCUGACAACGACGUGCGCAGUCCGAUGCCUUCCCCCACGGGCACAAUAAGCGCAGCGAACAGUUGUCCGACGUCUCCGCGCGGCGCGGGCGGGUCGGGGCGGCGCCACGCCGACCUGGGCCUGGUGGCGCACUGCGCCGCGCUCGCCGACCACCACCGGCCCAGCUCCAACGGCACCGCGCAGGCCUCCUCAUCGAACUCGGAAUCCGGGUACAGCACCGCGCGCGACGUGCGUGAUGUGCGCGAUGUGCGCGACGUGCGCGACGUGCGGGACGUGCGAGAUGUGCGAGACGUGCGUGACUCCCGCGAGGCGCGCGACGUGCGCGACCGCUCGCGCGAGCGGGAGGGGCGCGAGGGGCGCGAGGGACGCGAGGGGCGCGAGGGCCGCGACGACGCCAAGCCGCCCUACAGCUACGCGCAGCUGAUCGUGCAGGCCGUCGCCUCGGCGCACGACAAGCAGCUCACGCUCAGCGGCAUCUACUCCUACAUCACCAAGCACUACCCGUACUACCGCACCGCCGACAAGGGCUGGCAGAACUCCAUUCGGCACAACCUCUCGCUCAACAGAUACUUCAUCAAGGUGCCGCGCAGCCAGGAGGAGCCCGGCAAGGGCAGCUUCUGGCGCAUCGACCCGCAGAGCGAGGGCAAGCUCAUCGAGCUCGCGUUCCGCCCGCGGCGGCCGCGCGGCGUGCAAUUCCGCGCGCCCUUCGGCCUCUCCUCCAGGAGUGCGCCGACAUCUCCAUCGCAGGUGGGCGUAUCCGGACUGGUGACCCCCGAGGAACUGUCGCGGGAGCCUACACCUGACCUGUUCACAGGCGAAGAACAGGAUCAACAGCAGGCGGGCCAGUCACGGCUGGGCACGGGCGGCACGCAGUACCUGUUCCCGCGCAGCGGCGUCAGCCAGAGCGCGCCGGGCUCGCCAGGUCACGGCUUGACGUAUAACGCGAGCAGCGGCGCGCUGGUGAUGGCGGGACACCAGAUCACGGUGGUCACCAACGGAGCCGGCGGCGAGAGAGAAGAGAAGUACGUGGUGGGCACGACGUCGGGCGGCAACCUGGUGUCCAUACAGGAGGAGGAGGUGCCCGCGCACGUCGUCAUCCACCAACACUCGCCGUAUUACUCCGGCGGCUACGGCGGCGGCGAGGAGGGCGUCAGCGGCGAGCUCGUCAUCGAGGAGGCGCCCGCCGACCCCCCGCACAAGCGGCGCCGCCUGCACGACGUGGCGGAGCUGGAGGAGCGGCGCGCGUAUUGACGCGGCGCGGUGUGAGAGCGCGCGCGCGCCCGGCGCCGCCGCCCGAGCCGCGCGCGCGUCACGCACCGCCGCGCCAGCCCGGCGCGCGUCUCGCACCGCCGCGCCCGGCCGGCGCACGCGCGCGCGCCACACGCUCCGCCGCCACCCCGACCUCUACUGUCACACUAUGAUGCUGCACCUCGGCACAGGACUUCACGAUGCACACACACCGUACCGGGAGUACCACCCGGAACUGUUCCGAAUCGACUUCGGAUUCCGUAUUCUGAUGUAUCGAUAAAAGUGCGCAUACAACGCGACGCGUCCGCGAGUGUAUACGUUUAAAACGUAAUGACGCGAACAGUGUCGCGUACUGAGUUUGUUAUUGAGCUUUGAAUGUGCGCGUUUUGGACGAUAUUUUCCGUAUGAUGUGCGCGAUUCGUACGAAGUUUCGGUCGCGAAUGGGAAUAGCAAUAAUGGACGGCACUAGCCGGGAGGGGGAGGGAAACAAGGGGGGGGGGUGUUAAAUUCGUAACGCAUGUGAUAGUUAUUAAGUUGUCACCUGGCUUUGCUUGGGACUCUCGCGGAUACACUCGAGUACAUUAGACGUUUAUAACGUUUUGUAUUCAAACUUCAAGCGUGUGGGAUUCAGUUAAAAAUCUAGUAAUGGAGCGAUUAUCAAAAGGUAACAUAUUCAUUAUCCAUAGAAAAUGAUAUAAAUCAGUAUACCACAAAGCACAUUAACGAAUGUAUCAACCGACGCGACGUGACGGUAAGGAAUCAUCACUAUGUGUUAUGACACCUCUGGGGACAAGGGAGGUCGGAACUCUGCUCUGAGAGCGUCAUGAUAGCAUCUAGUACUCACGUCGCGUGAAACGCAACAGCUAAGCUGUCAAUUCAUAUCGGUUUGUGAGACGAUGGUUCAUUCCCGCCGGAGGUUCAUAAUAUAAUCAAAAUGGGAAAUUGUAAUAGGCGAACACAAGGAUCUAAAAAAAAAACGCAACACCACAUGUUUUGCGUCAGAGGUUAAAAAAUAAUUAAUGAUUAUGAAAUAUUGAAGUAUUUUCAAACUCCGCUCAUGUUAUCUUUUGAUAAUCAAUUCAAAUAUCAAUUAUUGAAUCUCUCGCAAAACUUUACAUUAUAGUUUGUCGUAAUAUUAUGAAUAUUUUUGGUCAGUGUUUUAUUAUCGGAUGUACCUAUCUCGGGCAAGUUGUUGCACAUCAGAUGGCAGCGGGACACGAGCCAGUUCCUGACGUUUGUGUUGACUCAUAGAGUGCGACCUCCAUAACACGAAACGGUAAACAAUUCAUCAUAGUCAUGCCGCCAUUUCGUUGCUUUCCCGCUGCAAUAGUUUUGAGUGAAACACUGAUUGGAAAAGUUUAUAACCUUACAUUAUGUAUGUACAUAUUGUUGAAAAUACGCGUUCACAAUAAAGGAAUAAGUGCAAUGUAAAGAAUAUAUUUGAUUUAUUAUUUGUUAGGAUUAGUUGGAAACAUUGAGCGGCAGAUGUUCUGCUUCCCUUGUGCUCGACAACUUCGAUAGAUCCGUUACAAGGUUUAAUUAUUUAUUUAAAACAUUUUUUUCUAUUAACCGUCUUCAUUGUGAUGACUAGGUGUGAAAAAAUGUACAGUUUUGUAACAAAUUGUCUCACGUUUUGGCAAAGUUGUGAACAUGAAUAUCAACAAAUACAGUCCAUCGCGACUAACAUGGUGUUUCGGUGAUUUUAGUUUUUUCUGGUUCUCAGCAUUGUUUGAAGGAACGGCGCUGUAGUGUCACGUCAUUAUAUUGUUUAGCACGUCACAGCUGCUCAGUGACCAUCUGGAGACGGUCGAAUGUGGGUUUCGAAGAUUACCGAUGCCGAGUUAGUCGCGACGGACUGCCGUGUAGUAGAGUAGCAAAUUGGAAUAACUAUCGUGAAAAAACAAAUUAAUGAGAUAAAAGCACUAGUGAAUACUAAAAUAUAUUCUGAUAUAUAGACAAUUGUAAUGUAACAAUAUAUAUACAUGCUUUAAUAAUCCUUUGCACUAUACCUAGGGAUUCUAUGACUUGUAAUGUAGUUAAUAUUAAAGGGUUUGUGCACACGGUGCGAGCUGGUGUGCGAGCUGGCGUGCGAGCCGCUGUCACUCGUCUCGCUCCAUCCGACAAUCGAAUGUCACUCGGUUAGCGAAAAAAUUUCAUAACUGUAAUCUGUGUGUUUGGGUAAUGGCCAACUACCUGGCAGAGAGGUCACAGAGACUGGUCGUGGUUGAAGCGAGUGGAGUACGGCUAGCGACGGCAGCUGCACACGCCUCGGGGUUAGGGAUUCAACAUUCAGGAGAAGAUGUUCCGCGUGAUAUUAAGCGAGGUGUAAAGACAGUGCUACUCGGAGUUCAUGUGAUUUAGGAUACAGACGUGCGAUAUCUUCAACCGGCUAUCACUCGGUGUGCACUGCGCAUGUGCACCGUACAUGUAUAGAGAUAUAUACGAUAUAUGGAUGAUAAUGUAACUAAUAUUAACUCGUAGUGUAUUGAAACAGUAACAGUCGCGCCGACACUCCCCGACGGAGCCGCGCCGCGGGAGGGAUGCGACGCGUUAUGUGUAAAGACCAUUAAGCUAUGCACGUAGUUUAUAUAGCAUUUAAAUGUUAAUAAUAUAUAAUAAAUUGUGAAUUUAUGUUUAGUGAGAGGCUUUUUUGUGAACAAAGUGUGAUUGCUUGCGAGGCCCCGUCUGUGAAUCACUGAUCACUGCAGCGAGGCGCCUGCACUCGCCACUACCUUCAUACUGACGGUCGAAACAUAUAGCCGUGCAAGGAGUGUGAGCCAACACUUUUAUGAAUAUAUUUGGUUUGACAUAUUACUGAUUACUAUGGUCUUGGACUCAGUUCAUGAACCACCGAUAUUACUGGCCAAAUUAUUUUCAUUGUAGAUAUAAUCUAUUAUUAUUUUACCCCGUCUGCAAGUAGCCGUCUCACGGGCGGCGAGUACAAGCGCCUCCACAGAAUACACAGAAAUGUCUGCACACAACAGAACAAUAUCAUAGUAUUAAGUUACAUGUUUAAUUGUAAUCGCUUCUGCUACCUGUUAUACGACGUAAGGACAGUUAUUUCGUAUUUAAUAUCCAUAGAGUAAUUGGCGAUGUUAUAAAUAAAAAUGACGCUUAUAAACACCAUAUAAUACUCGAAUGUUUGUGAACAAGGCGCUCGUCGGCGGACGGAAGCCACCUCGCCAGCGCGCGGCGUGCGGCGGCGGCGCUCCACCGCUCCACCGCUCCACCGCUCCGCAUAUACUUUUAAAAUCGAUUGACGCGUGUAAUUUCAAUCUGAAUGUCGAUUCUCUCCGCACGCCAAGUUCUAUUUGCCUCGUAUUAUAUAAAGUGAUUGCAUUUCACUGUAAAAGUGGUGUAAAAGUAUUUAUUAUAAUGUUAUAAGAAAUUCAUAUUUAUUCGUAAUAGUACACAAGGAGUCACCUAUGAACGAAUGAGCGGGGGCUUGUGAGAAAUGUCCGAACCUAAUUUAGUGUUUAGUUUAUCGUUCCGUAACGCUUGCAAUGUGUUCCGACUUCCAACUUUAAUAUUAUAAGAAUAAGAACCUCAUUCGCGUGGAAGACAGCUUUAUAACACAAAUGGGGUGUUCAUUUGUUUUUAUAAGUUUGUGAUUUGAAAUUAUCGAGUACUUUACGUUGUACAUACGAGAAGUAUGCGCUCUCGGCGGUGUAAUGUUAAUUCAUAUAAACUCGUACUAUGUUUGAAUGUAUGCUAUAUGGAGGCAUUUUAAAUGCUGGUUAGUUAGCUCGUGUUUAAAGAAAUGUAUUUAGUUAAGUACACAUGUAUAGAUAAGUUUUGUUAUGUACGUAGGCUGCGGCGGACACGGACGGAGCGCGGAGGUUGUAACAUGACGGCAACAAAUUUUAACAAAUAAACGUAUUUUAUCUCCUCUGA
Molecule: messenger RNA, 5301 nt
Organism: Manduca sexta (tobacco hornworm)
Lineage: Eukaryota; Metazoa; Arthropoda; Insecta; Lepidoptera; Sphingidae
Gene: FoxK
Product: forkhead box protein K2
Exons: 11
Coding region: 10-1410 (466 amino acids)
Biological process (GO): regulation of transcription by RNA polymerase II
Molecular function (GO): RNA polymerase II cis-regulatory region sequence-specific DNA binding; DNA-binding transcription factor activity, RNA polymerase II-specific
Source: RefSeq, a predicted model, not a curated record